AUGAUCAGCACGUCCAAACCCCUGGCUUUCUCCAUCGAGCGAAUUAUGGCCAGGACUCCAGAACCAAAGUGUGCCCCCUACCCGAACCUACUGCAAGGAGCGGUGGCCAAAGGCGAACCAAAGCACGUGUUCCACCUGAACUCUUCGGUACCCUGCAUGAUCCCACUCUUGUCCUUGGCUUAUGAAAGCAGCUCGAAGGGUGGCCUGGCCGGCGCCGAGCACCGCAAGAGCCAACUGGAGACUUCCUACGACUGCAAUCACUUGGUGAACUGCGGCUUGUCAUCCAAGGCGGACGUGGCCAAUCUCUCGCCGCCACUGGAGCAGUACAGGCUCAUCCGGCCACGUGUGGUCAACCAAUCGUCCUUUCAUGCCAUGGGGGCUCUGUGUUACCUGAACUGCGGCGAUGGGCCAUGCCCUCCUCCGGCUGCCGCCACCAUCUUCAACAUGCACCCAAUGGCUUCCUACCUGCUGGGCUCCCCCCUCGGCGUGCUCGCCGAUAAGAACAAACUGGGGCUGUCCUCGGCGGAGAGGUAUCCGACGGCUUUCAAGGACCUCUCUUCGUCCCAGAUCCAGCACUGCGUGAAGGAGAACGCGCACUUUCUCUCGGAAAAACUGGCCCUGAAGCACUCCUCCAAACUCAACAGCAGCUCCCCAAACAGCAGACCCAAAGUCUUUACCUGUGAAGUGUGUGGAAAGGUUUUUAACGCACAUUAUAAUUUAACCCGUCACAUGCCAGUGCACACAGGAGCCAGGCCGUUCGUUUGCAAAGUGUGUGGCAAAGGGUUCCGUCAAGCCAGCACUCUGUGCCGACACAAGAUCAUUCACACCCAGGAAAAGCCUCACAAGUGCAAUCAGUGUGGCAAAGCGUUUAACAGAAGUUCCACACUCAAUACCCACACCAGAAUCCAUGCCGGCUACAAACCCUUUGUUUGCGAGUUCUGCGGGAAAGGAUUUCACCAAAAAGGUAACUACAAGAAUCACAAACUGACUCACAGCGGCGAGAAGCAGUUCAAGUGCAGCAUUUGCAACAAGGCUUUUCACCAGAUCUACAACCUCACCUUUCACAUGCACACCCACAACGACAAGAAACCCUUCACCUGCUCCACCUGUGGCAAGGGGUUCUGUCGGAACUUUGAUCUGAAAAAACACGUCAGGAAGUUACACGACAACGGCCCAGGAACUCGUCCAGUUGAACUUUUUUGUGGUUCUGGUGUGAGCGUCGGAGGCGAUCGCCCGGGCAGCGCACUCCAGCGGAAGGUGCAAGGAACAGCAGGAGACGGCGCUUCUCGGAAGGUCGAACGCAUCGGCUGGGGAAUCGCCUCCUCUGUUCUGCGCCAGCACCGAUCCCAUUGGGACCGGAGGAUAAGGAUUCAGCAGGCAAAGGGGAAGUUAAGUUACCUGUUUCAAUCAUUUCGCUACGUUCAGACUGAAAGAGACGGUGAUACCGACCCUUCUUCUCAAUGGCGUUACCACUUCAUUUUUGAAUUCGGUUUGACCCUCAGGUCGUCGGAGAAUGUAGGUUCACACCAGUCGGUGGCCCAGAGUGCCAAUCAGUGCCACCUUCUUCACCUACCUGCUGCUCACCAGUUGGAGCCUGAAAAAGUGGGGAUUGGAAAGGAGAAAGUUGCAGCAGAACAUUCGUGGAAGGGGCCAAGAAUGAACAGCAGACUCCAGCCAUCUGCAUCUUGUAAACUAGAGAACGUGAUAUGUGGAGGGGGAAAGGAGGAAAUGAGGACCAAGGAUAGAUACGAGUACAUCAUCAUCUUCAACCCUUCCUUACCACUGCAGGCCCUGGUCUCUGUGGUGGACACCUCAUAA
Molecule: messenger RNA, 1818 nt
Organism: Pristis pectinata (smalltooth sawfish)
Lineage: Eukaryota; Metazoa; Chordata; Chondrichthyes; Rhinopristiformes; Pristidae
Gene: fezf1
Product: FEZ family zinc finger 1
Exons: 7
Coding region: 1-1818 (605 amino acids)
Cellular component (GO): nucleus
Source: RefSeq, a predicted model, not a curated record